Messenger RNA from Fomitopsis serialis, 2307 nucleotides. RefSeq lists its product as uncharacterized. The record is from RefSeq and is a predicted model, not a curated record. The transcript is spliced from 8 exons. Lineage: Eukaryota; Fungi; Basidiomycota; Agaricomycetes; Polyporales; Fomitopsidaceae. The coding region runs from base 1 to 2307 and encodes 768 amino acids.
AUGGUCCACGCCAACGUCGCCCUCGUCUCUCGCGGAUUCCUCGGGUCUGCUCCUCAGAAGCCGACGGUCGCCAUCUCCUUGAAAACCCUCGAAGCUUACCGACAACUUCACCGAGCGUGCCCGCGCCUGAGUGUACAAGCGCAAGUCAAAGCACUUUGUUACUUACACGAAGUUCCUUUCAAUAAACAUCUAGUCAAGCAAUUCAGUGACGCCUACGACGUGUACCUCGACAUCCAGUAUGGAGUCGAUCGGUUGAUCGAAGACGAGCCGACACUCAAGUAUGCGCUCUUAGCCACAAUGGACGGCAACCAGUCCCUAAAGCUCGUCGACGACAUGUUUCGGCACGGUACUACCCGCGAGGAUGGGCGAAGUGCACGAACCGAUAUCUGGCUUUCGCCGGCAGAGGUCGAUCGGUUCAAGGAUGAGGCAGGCAAAAUUGACAGUCGUGGGGAAAACGGAGCGGCCGGUGGUGCGACGGCACAUGCAGAUCAAACCGCCGAUGAUCCCGGACGACUUGAUGAUCACAGCGACGACAUCGCGUGGCUGGAUCUGCCCGAGUCCGAAGAUGGUAAGCUCGAGGCCUCCGUCGACGUGUGCGUGGAGCGCUGGCGCAACGCGGGUCCCGAAGCGCGGAAGAAGAUGUUCGCCCUGUUCGCGAUGACAGGCAUCUUCGUGUGCUUAUGCCGCCAUGGACAACUGCUCAUCCUCUGUGACAUGAUCAGGAGUGGAGAACUCGCGAAAUACCCCCUCGCCAUCGUCAACAAGCUGAUGGAGGUCUACGGCCCCGACGUCUUGGUCGGCUACGACAUCGCAUGCGCCUUCGCCAAGACGCUCGCCAAGAGCUGCCUCGCGCCAGAUGCGCGUCGGCUCCGUAUGGCAGGUGUCGUACCGGCAUUCCACGGGCACGGCCACAAUCGCGGCUGCCAAGUCAAUUGGCAUCCCCUCUACAUGGAUGGCGUCGGUAAGGAGGACUUCGAGGGUUGCGAGCGCUGCUUCUCUGAAUCGAACAGCCUCGCCCCUGGGACGCGCCUAUCGUCGGUCUUCCACCGGGAACAGGCAAUCGAGGAACAUUUCCAGUUCUGGGGCGAGCAGAAGCAUUAUGAUUCGGGUGCGUUUUCUCGUCCGAGCAACAUUCAGACACUGACGCAUAUCUUAGGAAACUUCAUCUACAAUAAUUAUCGACAGGCUCUCGACAUCAUUCAAGAAGACGGUUGCGUACUUGCGGCCCUGUCAGCGGAGCUGAACACGAGCGACAAUGACUACGAGGAGUACCUGAGACAAGAGAGAGAGUACCUACGCGGUCGCAAAGCUGAACCACCCGAAGUUUCCCGCAAGCUGAUGUAUCUGGAAGCCUUACGAAGACUCGAGGAUGCGGGGUACCUCGACUUCAACAUCUGUCAUAACGGCUACACAACGAAGGAGAUCACACGGGUCCGGACGAAUCGAACGAACACCACAAAACGGUACUUCGAGACUGACGACGACUGCCAGGCGUACGAGAAGGAACUCGACAUCAGUGUGCGAUGGACGCCGAACAGCACGGAGUAUCAGGAAGCAUGCAAACUCCUGACAAUGCGCCAGUAUCAGCGCGCGGUGGAUGAGCUCGAACGACUUGUCGUCCAGCGGCUUUUCGAGCUCACAAAGCUCGGGAUGAGUGGCAUCGGUUACAAGCUCCGCGAAAAGAUCGGGAAGGCCCUUAAAGCACGCGCGCAAGCGAUCCAGAAAGCUCUCGGUCGAUACAAUGAGCAGGCUGCGCGUCUGACACCCCCGCGCGCAGCCCUUUCGUGGCAAGAAGUGGUAGGGAUGGUUUCCCUAGCUGACUUCGACCUUCUUCGUGAAGGCCGCGAGGACAUCCGUCAGAAGCCGUGGGCAAAACACUCGCAGCGACGUGCCAUGAACCUGUACUUCAACAUCAAGCGAGCACGCGAGGAGAUUACGCGCCUGAACGUCGAGAUUCGACGUCUGCUCACUCAUAUGUAUGAUGAACACGUUGAUUACCACGUCGCGGUGCAAGAGCUCGCUUCGACCAAUCCAGGCCUCGUGAUGGAGUUGAAACGACGAUGGCGUUAUCGUAACGAAAUCAACACCAGGAUCGCCUUCAAGCUGUUCAAGACGUCUCAACUGCGCGGCUUCACAGGAAGUCUUCACACUGGUCAACUGGCUCGUGAGGUAGAUGCAGAUGCAGCCGAGGAGGAUGAUGAGAUCGAACCGUUGUUGCCUGGAAUCGAGUUCGACCACGAUGCGAACGCGUACGUAGGAUUCCUCGACGACCUGGGUAGACAAGAUGUGGACAUUCGUACAGAGUAG